AUGUCCUGCCCUCCUUGCGACCGACCGUCAGUCCGGAUCACCGACAAGCUCGCCAAGCUCGAGCUGCACCACUGGAUCUGGAUCGUCGGAGGUGCGCUCUUGAUCAGUUGUUUGAUAGAGGCUGUUGGGCGUUACUUCCCUCAGAUAGCACUCAAGGCAAAGGCCGUCGCCGACGAUCCUAAACCCGCCGAGAACGAAAGGAACGUCUUGGUCCAGUUUGGACCUACCCGUCUGCCUACGUUUGGAGAGGACGAUUGGUUUACCUAUACCGAAAUCAGGGUGGAGGCGUGGUUCAUACGCACAUUCGAAGUGGACCGAGGUCGGGAACAUGCUCCUCUCGUUCAGCAGAUUGACCGAGUUCAGUGCCCCGGGGAUCAUCAGCAAUGUGACCUCUGUCAAGGACUCGUCGGGCUCGACAGCGACAGUCCGGUCGAGGUCGCUCAUCUCGCCGACAGUGUGGUCGCUCCGAGUGACGCGGUUACCGUCAGUCCGGUCGUCUCGGAUCCCGACGUCCUCCCCUCUAUCGAUUCCAACAUCGAGGCAAAGACGCUUCAACCUGCCUCUGCCUCGAACGAGUCGCUCGUGAAGGAGGCGAGGAACGGCGAGGAUGCAACCAUGAAUCGGACGAGGUAUCCGGUUCGAGAUCGGGACCUCAAUAGGGUCGCGGUGGUCCCGAGGAAGCGAAUCUCGGUCGAUCUGGACCUGGACAGCGAUGACGAGGCGCGGGAGGCAAGUGAAGAGAGAUAUGCCAAGCAGGCAAGGAGCAUAAGGAGAAGGGGGUACCUCAACACGGUCGUUGAGACUUGGAGAAAGGGGAUCAGUGAGCCGGACGAGCCUGCACCCAGUCCCAUACCUCGUCCACCGACACCGAGACAGAUGCAAGGGCUGUCGAUCCAUUUAAUGCCCGACACUCUCGAAGGCUGGACUGCUCUCGUCGGAUCGAAAAGGCCGGCCCCUGGUAUCAUCGAUUUGGAAUCGACGAGGUCGCCGGCUGCUCCCGUUCCUCCAGGAUCUGCAACAGAAUCGGCCGACGACAACUCGGCUGACGACAACCCGCCCUCUUCCGCCGUCGACGUCGAAAAAGCCGUGGCGCAGGCCAUGUUCGAAAUUGAGACCUUGGCGCCGAUCACAACGACAUGGGAGUGGAACAACAAAGUCCCGUUCAUCCUUCAGUGUCGUCACGUAUCGGCCCCUACUACGCCUCUCCCCGGGCGUCACCAAGACCGUCGUGUCUCGUUCAAGUCGCUGCUCGACUGGAGUCCGAAGGAGCGCGGUGACGAGGACGUGCUCAUUCCGGCGCUCACCGCCAGCUCGUCCAGUCCGACCACCGGUUUGAGCACACCCUGCACGCGCAUCGAAUUCGGUGUCGAAGCCACAGCGAUGAUCGAGGCGUCGAGGAAGUUGGCCGAGUUUCAGAAGAUGCGACCGAUUUAA
Molecule: messenger RNA, 1434 nt
Organism: Filobasidium floriforme
Lineage: Eukaryota; Fungi; Basidiomycota; Tremellomycetes; Filobasidiales; Filobasidiaceae
Exons: 2
Coding region: 1-1434 (477 amino acids)
Source: RefSeq, a predicted model, not a curated record